AUGUUAAACUUGUUCUUUACAGGUUGAAAACAUUGAACUGUCAUCGGUAUUGGGCGUUAUAGUACUUAAGACUUUUCCGUAAUCCAUUUAAAGUCAUCGAACAAAAAGGUCGGAAGUUGGAUUUCUCGGCUGACCAUGUUCCUAACCGGUUGUACGUUCUAAUGUUAGUAUUAAGUACAUAAAAAUGAAUUACGUCAAUCAAAGCAGUAGUAGCAACCACUUUCAAACGGACGAUGAUUUAAGUAUUAAUGUGAGUUCCGGGCUAAGUUUUACAUCCGAAAUGGAUACGCAUAACCGUUGCUGUUCAGGACGGUUUUGGUGUAUCCAGGAUAUAUGUGGAAUCAUUUGCGUCGUCCUCACGUGGCUCCUGAUCCUCUAUUCGAUGUUUGUUUCAUUUUUUGUUAUCCUUAUCCCUGCAAUUUCGACACACACAGUGUUCAGUGUGUUCAACUUAAUAUUGUUUUUGGCCCUUUCCUCGCUUGCCUUUAUCUCACACAUUAGGACAAUGUUAACUGAUCCAGGUGCUGUGCCUCGAGGAAAUGCCACCAAAGAGAUGAUUCAAAGAAUGGGACUGCAACAAGGACAAGUUAUAUUUAAGUGCCAAAAGUGCUGUUCCAUCAAACCAGAAAGAGCCCAUCAUUGCUCAGUUUGCCAAAGAUGUGUGAGGAAGAUGGACCACCAUUGCCCUUGGGUAAACAACUGUGUGGGAGAGAACAAUCAAAAAUUUUUCGUCCUUUUUACAUUCUAUAUAGCUGUUCUCUCGGUGCACUCCUUAGUAUUGGUAAUUUUGCAAUUUAUUUCUUGCGUUCACUCCGAAUGGAAAGAAUGCUCGACCUAUAGCCCUCCAGCUACAGUCAUCCUACUGUUGUUCCUCGGUUUCGAAGCCUUACUUUUCGCAAUCUUUACAACUAUAAUGCUUGGAACCCAAAUGCAAGCAAUAUGGAACGACGAAACUGGUAUCGAACAACUGAAGAAGGAGGAGGCACGCUGGAUUAGAAAAUCCAGAUGGAAGAGUUUCCAUGCAGUUUUUGGACUGUUCAGCAUUCAGUGGUUCUCGCCGUUCACCAAUCCGCCUUUGGACGGGAAGAAAAGGAAUGCAUAUUUAUAUGCCGUUUGACAAAUCAUGUUCUUUGUUUUGAACAACAGUUGCCCUUAUAGAGCCGCUAUGAUGAUUGUUAUUGAACCACAUCGUGCACGUGUUUCGUCUUACCUGUACUCACCGGUUUUGUAAUUAAAUUCACCACCUUGGAGUGACCACAAAGAAGGCCGUCACAUGUACGAGUGUCGUCUUCAGUCUUAAAAGGAAAAAAUCUGUCCAUUCUCUGUCCGACCAUGAGAUAAUUUAGCGUGUAUAUUUUACAUGUUACACCCGUAUAUAGAUUUAAUCAUGUA
This is a messenger RNA of Daphnia carinata, 1392 nucleotides long. Its product is annotated as palmitoyltransferase ZDHHC3-like. Gene Ontology annotation, molecular function: protein-cysteine S-palmitoyltransferase activity. The transcript has 6 exons. Lineage: Eukaryota; Metazoa; Arthropoda; Branchiopoda; Diplostraca; Daphniidae. The coding region runs from base 185 to 1117 and encodes 310 amino acids. Gene Ontology annotation, biological process: protein targeting to membrane; peptidyl-L-cysteine S-palmitoylation. The record is from RefSeq and is a predicted model, not a curated record. Gene Ontology annotation, cellular component: Golgi apparatus; endoplasmic reticulum.